Messenger RNA from Plectropomus leopardus (leopard coralgrouper), 2039 nucleotides. Its product is annotated as protein FAM43B. Lineage: Eukaryota; Metazoa; Chordata; Actinopteri; Perciformes; Serranidae. The record is from RefSeq and is a predicted model, not a curated record. Gene Ontology annotation, cellular component: early endosome.
UGACGAGCUCGCGCCUACGCUGUUUUAAAAACGGUUGUGCCACGAGCUCCGUGAUUCACUCAACUCAAACACGUCGGGCUGGAGAGGAGGGCAUGAUUCAGUCUCCGCGUGAACCGUCUCCGUCUGCACGCGCCUCUCUGUCGUUCAUUUACGCACGAGGAAGACUGAGUUACCUGGAAAACCUGUUACCGACCGCGCGGUUCAUCGCUUAAUUCAUUUAUUCUCAUGAACUAACAGUCAAACGAGUGUUGUGUGAACGCGCAGCACAGAAACCUCCACCUGCCCGGUGAAUUUAAAAACCUCUCAGACUUUCUGCACUUCACCUGAGACGCACGAGGACAUCGUUUGCAUGAAACUGUGGCCAGAUAAAAGCAGUGGAUGCAACUACGCUCCGUUUGUGGAGGACAGGUGGACGAGUGGGAGAGGCUCUAAAGAGGACCAGCUGGCCAGCGGCACAUACGCCUCAGCUAAAAUUUCCUCCAAACUCAACCUGAAGCGCACCAUGUCCCUCAGCACCUUCCACCUCAUGCAGACUCUUAAGAACUCUCCUGCUGCGCUGCGUCGCCGCUUUCGCCGCGACCGCACCGAGAUGUUAUCUCACGGCGACCCUCUUUUUAAAGUCCACUACCUGGGCACGGAGAAAAUCUUCUCUCUGGAUCGAGAGCAGGCCCAGGACGCCAUCAGCCGCCUGCUGGAGGGUAUCGCAAACGGGAAGAAGCUGAGCAAAGAUCACGCCCUCGUGGUGCGCCCGAGAUACGUAGAGGUCAAAGAGCUGAGCACGGGUCGGCAGCUCACGAAGACGUACCUGCAGGACAUUGCGUACUGCGCGGCGGACGCAAACCGGCCCAACGUGUUCUUGUACAUCUGCAAGCAUCAGGGGCAGCAGCUGCAGUGUCGGGUUUUUUGGUGCAGCCGAGCAGAGCGAGCGCGAGACAUGACGGCUUGUCUGGCGCAUUCUUUCCAGCGGGCGCUGAGCGACUGGCAGGACGGCUCGGCCACGCUGCAGCCAGGAGAGGGGAAGGGGAAACGUGUGGAGGAGUCGUCAAACUCUCCCGCCAACACGAAGAGCUCGACGCUGCCCGCCAGUCUGGGAAAAGUUCGCUGGAAGAAGAGGGGCUCAGUGUCCCGCAGCCCCCUCAGAGGCAUCACCAGGAGAGGAUCCGCCUCCGACAGCUGGAACUGAACCCCGAAACACUUCAACCCUUGAAACACGGGACCGCGUUAACCUGACGACAACCUCAAGGAUGACAGCACUGAUGGGAGGGAGCGAUUACAAAACAGAGGGAAAGACAAACGGACUGAAACUGAAGUGUGAAGAGUCCAUAUUUGGGUGUGUGAGGACUCUGUGAGGAUGUUGAAUCAGUGUGUGAAUGGACUUGAAGGUUUUUUGGUGCAGCAAAGUUGUCUGUUGCAAGAGCGGCGUCCAGCGUUGCACAAAACGCUGUCGGCGGCUGCCUUUGUUCGCCUGUCAGCGGCUAUGUGAUUGGCUGCGGGGCCAUUUGAGGACGGGGCUGGUUCGUUUCCGUCUGUUUUUUUUGGUCGGCUUGUUUGCUUUUAUGCGUUCCUCUUGAUACUGAAGCCACCGAAGAGUUCGGUCUGUCGGAAAGAGACAAUUAAACCGACGACGACAGCGGCUGUUGGCCACAUGAGCCACAAACGACGACCACAAACUGGAAAAAGACGGCAAGCUUUUUUUUUUUAAAAGGCUGAUUUUUAUUUAACUGACAUUUGUGACAGGUCAUCAUGAUUUCAUUUUAUUAUUUUUAACCCUGUGGCACUAGUAUGUUUCUUUUAUUUUUAAUUGGAUGGACAAAACCAACCUUUUAUCAUCUCCAUUGUGAGAGUUUUGGCCAAGAUUACGUAGAUGUAAAGAUACCAAGAUAAAAUGUGUUUAAAAACGUUUAGUAAAACUGAUUAUAGUCUGCAGAAUACGAAAGCAUAAUGCAUUCACUUAAGAAAAAAAAUGCUUUUUAUCCAAAAUAAGAUUACACUUCAAAAUUAUGGGACAGUUAAUUAAAAAAUGCCUUUUCCACUGAAUU